AUGGACAAUGCAAUGCCACGUUGGGGUAUACGAUGCCGGUUGAUGGACUGGAUGAGGAAAUGUGAUUCAGAUGAAAUGGAUAUGGUGGGUGGAUGUCGGGAUAGCUAUUGGGAAUCUUGCUCUAUCAUGCUACAUGUGAUUAGAUGGGUGGAUGUGGUGUAUUUUGACGAUAAUGAAUCCAGAUAUGCUCUACUUUUUUGGCCACGGCAAAAGUGA
Messenger RNA from Pochonia chlamydosporia 170, 216 nucleotides. RefSeq lists its product as hypothetical. Bases 1 to 216 code for a protein of 71 amino acids. The record is from RefSeq and is a predicted model, not a curated record. The transcript has a single exon. NCBI's taxonomy places the organism in Eukaryota, Fungi, Ascomycota, Sordariomycetes, Hypocreales, Clavicipitaceae.